Messenger RNA from Solenopsis invicta (red fire ant), 2502 nucleotides. RefSeq lists its product as uncharacterized. The record is from RefSeq and is a predicted model, not a curated record. The transcript has 2 exons. Gene Ontology annotation, biological process: regulation of tube size, open tracheal system; septate junction assembly. Gene Ontology annotation, cellular component: membrane; septate junction. NCBI's taxonomy places the organism in Eukaryota, Metazoa, Arthropoda, Insecta, Hymenoptera, Formicidae. Bases 852 to 1490 code for a protein of 212 amino acids.
AUUAACUUUUUAACUUUAAUAUUUAAUUUUUAACUUUUUAACUAGUUACUACCUAAGCUUACAUAUUAUUUUAUUGUUGAUUUUUGUGUGUUUGACUUACAAGUGUUACGAUUAUUAGAGCAUAUGGGAAUAUAUUUCAGCAAUAUUAUAGAAACGUUACAAAUUUAAAAUGUUCUGUACGGGAGCAAUCUUUUUGUUCAAGCCUUUUUCUAAUUCUUAAAGCUAUAAAGUUAGAAGAUAAUUUAACCCGGGAUUAAUGUUAAUUUUGCAUUGGUGCGAACAGGUCGUAAUUAUAUUCAAGCUAUUCAAGUCCACUUCCAUGCAACACGCUCUGUUCGAGGAAAGUCGGACAUUGCGAUAUCCAUCAACAUCGUAUAAACGUUCACGCAACGUCUCUCAGACGAGAUGUAUUGUGCGAGUUUUGUUAUCAUUAAAAUCCCAUGAAUUAAUAAAAAAAAACGUGUAUCAAUUCUAAAGAAAGAAAGCGCAAAAAAGGGAAGAAAGGUAAAAAAAAAAAAGAAAAUUGGAAAGGAUAAAAAGGAUGUUUUAGCUUUCUUUUCUCGAGUUAAUCUUCUCGAUGAUCACAAAAAAGUUCUACCGCAAGGUAUCGGAGAGAGGGAAAGGUCGUCGAAGUACAAGGGGAAGGGAAAGAUGUUGCAGGACGACGCGCAGCGCUCUCUAGCGCUAACGCGCCGAGCUAAGCCUGCUCCAGGAGGAAGUCGCGUACUUGUGAGUCCCGCACGAGUUGCAAAACGAUAAUACACAGGUUGCGUACGGCGAUCGCGAGGAGUUUACGCUUCUCCCUUGGCCGUCCUUGAUUACGCUCUACAUCCGAGCGACGCUCGCGAGUGAUGGGGAAGACGAGGACGGGCAAAGCCGCCGUGAUAUGCACGGCGGUGGCGUUCGUUCUGGUGGUGAUCGCGUUCACCACACCCAACUGGCUGGAGACCGACGGGAAACUGGAUAAUCCGCAAUUCGUCAAGAUCGGUCUCUGGCAAGUGUGUUUUCAAGGGUUCCAGGAUCCACGUCACCUCUACGACACCAGAUUCUACGGCUGUUGGUGGGUGUUUGAGGAGGAGUAUUACAUUAUACACGACAUACUUCUGCCCGACUUCUUCGUCGCCACACAAUUCUUCUUCACGCUAUGCCUGACCCUGUUGCUGAUCGGAAGCUUCCUGACUAUCUUGUACACUUGCUGUUCGCGUCAUCACAACAAGUAUCAGCUGCUCCUGUGGGCGACCGGUGGCAAUUUAACUUUGGCAGGAGUGUGCGGCGUUAUAUCGGUGAUUAUAUUCGGGGCGAGGGGUGACGGACGAGAUUGGAUGCCCAAUUGGGAGCACAACGAUAUCGGCUGGUCCUAUGCCCUGGCCGUCGUGGGCAGCGUCACCCUGAUAGCCGCCGGUAUCCUGUACCUGAUCGAGGGACGGAGACACAGGAAGAAGCAGGAGCAGAUAUUGAACGAGGAACAGAAAACGCAUACAACUAUUUAGCAUAUUUUUACAUCGUAAUCCAACAAGGAGUACGAAUAUUCGCGACACCAAUUGAUCGCGUGAAUCCAUUGAAUACGUAUCAUGGAUAAAUCUUUGAAGACUAAUAAUUUUAUAUUGUUACACGUCCACUCAUCGUAACAUUAUACGCAGUACUUGUCAUAAGUGUGAAAACAUCCUACAUUUUGCAGGUAAACAAUCGCAUGACUGCACAUGCUUUAAAAAUUUUGAAAACAUUGUUUGUACGAAUUCGAAGCUUUAUAAUAAAUAUUUUUAUCCUUUUUUUUUCAUAAAUCCUUUAGUUUAGAAGUUACAAAAAUUUUCAUACAAAAAAAUUCAAUAUUGUUGUUAAAAAAUUAUCGUACCAAUGUUUUCCAAGAAACAUUUUAAAGCUUAGACAGUUCAUUUUAAAAUACUUUCAUAUUAAUUUUAUCCGAUAUUUCAUUAGCCUGCAGCGCUCAAAGUAAAGUAUUGCGAAAAAUAUCAAUCUUCAAUAUUUUUAUAUAAUUUAGAAAUUUUAAAAAGAAUUCUGUCUUUGCUCUUUAAAAUGUAUAGUUGAAAGCUUCUGUACACUUUUUUUCAUCGAGAUAUCUAAUUUUUUGUGAAAUACCAAAAAUAGCAAGUGUUCCCAACUUAUGGAGGGUACUCUAGAAGCUGUCGAUGUGUUGUCUAAAAGAUUAUACAUAAUUCAAAUAGAGUAAGAUACGCGGAGCCACUUUACACGAUUAUCCUUGCGUUAAAGAUUUAAAUUAUAUAAAACAUUUUAUUACAAAAAAAAUGAUACACGACUAGAUUCUAUCCUAAGUGCUAUUAAAUGUGUCGACGUGACGCACAUAUCUAAAAUAAUCCGUCCAUUUAUCUGCAUUGUUUUUUAAAAACGUUCGUAGAUACUAAUUUUAUACAUGUACAUAAGUUCUAUAGAUAUAUAUUAUAUAUAUUAAUGUUGCGAGAGAAAUGAAUCUCCGAAACUUGUAUACCGAAAUACAGAUGAUAAUAAAAUAAUUUUUCCUAAUAA